UUCCCCUUCGCGCUGGGCGCCGCGCAUGUGCGGUGGGGAGUGGCGCGAGCCCUCGGUUUCCGGCCCAAGAAAAUGAUGCAGGGGGAGUCAAGUCCUAGUACUUCCCUUAUUGACAGAACCAUCAGGAUGAGAAAAGAAACAGAAGCUAGGAAAGUGGUGUUAGCCUGGGGACUCCUAAAUGUGUCUGUGGCUGGAAUGAUAUAUACUGAAAUGACUGGAAAAUUGAUUAGUUCCUAUUAUAACGUGACAUACUGGCCCCUCUGGUAUAUUGAGCUUGCCCUUGCAUCUCUCUUCAGCCUAAAUGCCUUAUUUGAUUUUUGGAGAUAUUUCAAAUAUACGGUGGCACCAACAAGUCUGGUUGUUAGCCCUGGACAGCAGACACUUUUAGGGUUGAAAACAGCUGUGGUGCAGACUACUCCUCCACAUGAACUGGCUACAACCCAAAUGCCCCCCUCUCUGCUGCCUUCACCCUCCAUUCAGGGUCAGAGUGUGUUGAGUUACAGCCCGUCACGUUCUCCCAGUGCUAGCCCCAAAUUCACCACCAACUGCAUAACUGGAUACAGCCCUCAGCUUCAAGGCCUGUCAUCAGGCAGCAGUGGUUCCUACAGCCCAGGAAUGACCUACUCACCCAUCAGUGCUUAUAAUAAGUUGGGAAGCUUUAGCCUCUCUCCUCCUUCUCCGUACCCUGCCACCGUUGGACCUGUGGAGAGCAGCGGCCUGAGAUCUCGCUACCGGUCUCCACCCAGUGUGUACAACUCCCCUACCGACAAAGAAGGUUAUAUGACGGACCUGCGAACGCUGAAUUCUUUCCUUAGAUGUGAAGAGGAAAAGCAGCAUAGAGUUAAGCUGGGGAGUCCAGAUUCUACAUCACCUUCCACCAGCCCUACUUUCUGGAACUACAGUCGGUCUGUGGGAGAUUAUGCACAGACUUUAAAGAAGUUUCAGUAUCAGCUUGCCUGUAGAUCACAGGCCCCAUGUGCUAACAAAGAUGAAGCUGAUCUCAGCUCUAAACAAGCAGCAGAGGAGGUUUGGGCAAGAGUGACUAUGAAUAGACAACUUACUGAGCAUAUGGAUUCAUGGACAGCGAAAUUCAGAAAUUGGGUCAAUGAGACGAUAUUGGUGCCACUUGUACAAGAGAUUGAGUCUGUCAGCACUCAGAUGAGACGGAUGGGUUGUCCAGAACUGCAAAUCGGAGAGGCCAGCAUCACGAGCCUGAAGCAGGCUGCUCUAGUCAAAGCCCCGCUCAUCCCAACUCUCAACACCAUCGUGCAGUACCUCGACCUCACACCCAACCAGGAGUAUUUGGUUGAGAGGAUCAAAGAACUUUCUCAGGGAGGCUGUAUGAGUUCAUUCCGAUGGAAUAGAGGUGGAGAUUUCAAGGGACGCAAGUGGGACACCGACCUACCCACGGACUCUGCUAUCAUCAUGCAUGUGUUUUGCACCUACCUGGAUUCCAGACUGCCUCCACAUCCUAAGUACCCUGAUGGAAAAACAUUUACUUCUCAGCACUUUGUUCAGACACCAAAUAAACCGGAUGUGUCAAAUGAAAAUGUUUUCUGCAUCUCUCAGAGUGCUGUCAACCCUCCCCAUUAUGAGCUGAUCUAUCAGAGUCAUGUCUACAGUCUUCCAAAGGGCCGAAAUAAUAUGUUUCAUACAUUGUUAAUGUUCCUCUAUGUUAUUAAGACCAAAGAGUCAGGAAUGCUUGGGAGAGUUAAUCUGGGGCUGUCUGGUGUGAACAUUUUGUGGAUUUUUGGCGAGUAAUGAGUCAGUUAAUUCCAGACAUUUGAAUUUGAAUGGGACUUGACCCGAAGUUGGAUCUAAGAACCUCUGAGUCACAAGCUCCUCUGCAGUAAGAUACCCGUAUAUGUGUUUGUGUGUAAAAAAAAAACUCUCCAGACUGAAUCAAAACUCUACAUGUGUAAUGUUUCUUGUGAGAACCCGUGCUUCCCCCAGGAUAGCCUUUCAAAUUUUCCUUUUGCCUAAAAAGCUGCAUCUCUUCCAAUUUUUGUUGAUCCCAUCAGUACAGUUUUCCCCUUAAAGUCCUUUUUCGUACAACCCAACCCCCAAAUGAGAAUCAUUCACCUGAUUUUCCCCUCAGAAGUUGUGCAUAUGGUUGUUUUUUUUUGUUGUUGUUGUUUUUAAUCUCACUGUUUAGUAUAAACACUUAAACAAAUGACUAAUUUAGUUGGGGGUGUUUUGGUUGUUGUUGUUUUUUUUUUCCCUAAUUUCUAUCCUAUAUCCCUGGUGUUCUGCAAAUCAACCCAAGGUUCAUAUUUAAAGAGAUGGGCUAAGUUUCUUAGUCAUGUAUUUGUCCAUGUCUAUAUUUUUCGUUUUUUGGUUUUUUUUUUGUGAUAUUUUUCUUAUCCAUAUGUAUUUUAAAAGAAGGGUAAAAGAAGCUUCACUUUCUGGAGUUUAAAAAGCCAGCUCCUGGCUGUAGUAGCAGGCAGGAUGAAGUUGAGUUUGAGCUCAGAGUCUGAGGACAUGAAAAGAAUUGCUUUGGUUUUAACAAUAGUUCUGCUGUUACAUAUUGUUUUAUCUUAAGAGUUAAAUACCUUUAAGAACACGUAUUUGUAUGAAUUGUUUAAAUAUGUUCUAAUAUCUGGAGGGCCUUCGGCCUUUAAUAUCUGGAGCAUGAAAAGUCACCAAGGUUUUAAAUUUUGAUUUAAAUCCAUCUGUAUUUUCACAUAUGCAUACACAAGAUCUCAGGGCAGUCCGCGUGUAUUUUUAUAAGUAAAGCAUUUGAAGCUGCUCCUGUGACCACACAUAAACCUGGACACAGCCUAUGGAUCACACAUUGAUGCUAAUAUGCACCUAAUUUGACAUAAUGUGUAAAUUCUGUUUUUCAAAAAGUUAAUAUUUUAAAAGUCGCGUGUACAUAGGAAAAGAAGUUCCUCUAUUUUGACUUGUUAUCCAUGAAACAUGUUUGCUAUGCUGUAUAAAAAAAAAUUAAAUGUGUUAAUAUAAGAACAUGUUAAAAAUCUUAAGUCUGCUAUUACAAAAAAAGAUGUUACAGAGUACCAGUUUCUGUACUGCUAAACUAUUCAAUGCAUAGUUUUCA
Sorex fumeus (smoky shrew) is the source of this 3058-nucleotide messenger RNA. It is a transcript of the gene TMEM209, whose product is annotated as transmembrane protein 209. The record is from RefSeq and is a predicted model, not a curated record. Gene Ontology annotation, cellular component: membrane. NCBI's taxonomy places the organism in Eukaryota, Metazoa, Chordata, Mammalia, Eulipotyphla, Soricidae. The coding region runs from base 73 to 1761 and encodes 562 amino acids. The transcript has 15 exons.